This is a messenger RNA of Papaver somniferum (opium poppy), 2105 nucleotides long. Its product is annotated as WD40 repeat-containing protein HOS15-like. Gene Ontology annotation, molecular function: protein binding; transcription corepressor activity. The coding region runs from base 72 to 1814 and encodes 580 amino acids. The record is from RefSeq and is a predicted model, not a curated record. NCBI's taxonomy places the organism in Eukaryota, Viridiplantae, Streptophyta, Magnoliopsida, Ranunculales, Papaveraceae. Gene Ontology annotation, biological process: regulation of transcription by RNA polymerase II. Gene Ontology annotation, cellular component: histone deacetylase complex. The transcript is spliced from 14 exons.
GAAAAUGGCUCUUGCCUUGUUCUAGAUAGAUAGAGAGAGAAAAGAGUCUCUCUUGGGUUUAAUUUGAUUUCAUGUUUGAAACUGCUGCUGGAAUCUCCAAGCUCCUUAAAUCAACCGGCAACCAUUCCAGAAAAAUGGUUUCACUCACUUCUGUCGAAUUGAAUUAUCUCGUUUUUCGGUAUCUUAAUGAAUCAGGCUUCACACAUGCGGCAUUUGCUUUAGGAUAUGAAGCAGGGAUCAACAGAAGUCCUAUCGAUGGUAAUUUAGUUCCACCUGCUGCUCUUGUCACGUUUGUACAAAAAGGACUUCAGUACCUUGAAUUGGAAGCAAACUUGUGUAACGGCAAUGCAGAUUCUGAUGAAGACUUCUCCUUUCUACAACCUUUGGAUCUUAUCACAAAAGAUGUCAAUGAAUUGAGGCAAAUUAUUAAAGAGAAGAAAGAAAAUCUUCAAAAGAAACAACGGAAGGAUAUGGAAAAAGAUAAGGAACCUAAACGCGAUAUUGCACAAGAUGGUAAGAGGGAAAAAGAAAAUGGAAAGCAACAUAUAGAACGUGAAAGAGAUAGAGAAGUGAUGGAAAAGGAUAGCGAGCAAGAAAAGGAAAAGCAUCUUGAGGAGAAAGUUGAUGGAGAGCCUGUUAAAACUCACGAAGAUGUCAAACCUGAUGCUAACGAAGAUAUUCCAGAACCAAUGGAUAUAUGUCCAGCCGCACAGUCAAAGCCUGUUGAAAUUCCUAGUUCUGAUGUAACUAUUUUGGAAGGGCAUGCUUCUGAGGUUUUUGCUUGUGCAUGGAGUCCAGCCGGUUCACUUCUGGCAUCAGGGUCUGGAGAUUCAACAGCACGGAUUUGGGAGAUUCCUGUUGGAUUAUGUACUUCAAACACAGAAAUUGGACCUGCAAAUGUAUUAGUGUUGAAACAUUUUAAGGGUAGAACCAACGAAAAAAGCAAGGAUGUCACAACACUUGACUGGAAUGGAGUGGGGACACUACUUGCAACAGGUUCUUAUGAUGGACAAGCAAGAAUCUGGACUAGAGAGGGGGAGCUGAGAAGCACUUUAAACAAACAUAAAGGCCCUAUUUUUUCUCUAAAGUGGAACAAGAAGGGAGAUUAUCUUCUCAGUGGUAGUGUGGAUAAAACUGCUAUCGUGUGGGAUGUGAAGACAGGAGAAUGGAAGCAACAAUUUGAAUUUCACACAGCUCCGGCACUUGAUGUUGAUUGGCGAACCAAUUCUCAGUUUGCAACAUGCUCAACUGAUAGCAUGAUUUAUGUUUGCAAGAUUGGAGAAAAUCGUCCAAUAAGAACUUUUUCCGGUCAUCAGGGUGAAGUUAAUGCUAUAAAAUGGGAUCCGUCAGGUUCAUUGUUGGCUUCUUGCUCUGAUGAUGGCACAGCAAAGAUAUGGAGUACGAAGCAGGACAAGCACGUGCAUGACUUGAAGGAGCAUGCUAAGGAGAUAUACACUAUCAGAUGGAGUCCAACUGGCCCAGGCACAAACAACCCUAAUCAGCAAUUAUUGUUGGCAAGUGCAUCCUUUGACUCUACAAUAAAGCUGUGGGAUGUGGAGUUAGGAAAAGUGAUCUACAGCUUUGACGCCCACAGGGAGCCCGUAUACUCUGUUGCAUUUAGCCCUAACGGCGAGUAUCUAGCGAGUGGAUCGCUGGACAGAAGUCUACAUAUAUGGUCAAUGAAGGAUGGAAGUUUGGUGAAAACAUACAACGGAAGUGGAGGUAUAUUUGAAGUUUGCUGGAACAAGGAAGGUGACAAAAUUGCAGCUUGUUUCGCCAACAACACUGUCUGUGUCUUGGAUUUCAGAAUGUAGCUGGGCUGAAGUCGACGACUUUGUAUACUUUUAGCAGGAUAUAUUAGCUUUAACAGAACUAUUUUGAUUCACUGGUUGAUUUUUAAGUAUAUGUAAGGGCAAGUUAGUGGGUCUGGUAUACAUUUCAUUGUUAAAGGUUGUAAAGUUUAGUGUGUAUUCUUCAUUGCAGCAUCUGAAUUUUUAUCAGUGAUUACGAGGAUGAUGAUCGUAAGACAGUAGUAACUGCCAUGUGUUUUAAUAUAUGUAUAAACUUAAUUUGUUAAUGAAGGUUAACAGUUGUUCGUUGUUUUG